GUUAUACCAUUAACAAGAUGUCUGGGUCUGGAUCAUUUUUCCUGUGCUUCUGUAGUCUAGCAUAUAUUUUGUGCAGCUCCAGUGCUUGGGAGGUAAAAAUGCCAAGAAAUAUCAAAGGAUUGUUGGGUUCCUGCCUUGUUAUCCCUUGCAGUUACGAUUACUAUCAGUAUCCACCGAAUAGACCAGAUCGUGUAGUGUGGUAUCAAUAUGUGAGCAGAGGAUAUCCAAUAGUAUCUGACAACUGGAACAGGAAUGAUGUGUUGGACAUAUUUAAAGGAAGAACACAUGUAUAUAGUUCUUCACAACAUCGGACAUGCAGUCUGUUGAUUAAACGAGUGACCUUGGCUGAUCACAGUCAGAAGCUUUAUCCCUGGGUGGAUCCUGAAAAUGUUGGAUGGAGAACCUACCCUUUCUAUGACACAACUGUAACAGUUGAAGUAGUGGACAAGGCAGAUACACCGGUUAUUGAGAUCUUUGGAAACAUGGUGGUUGGGCAGUCUGUAACAGUGCAAUGCACUGUGUACCACACUUGUCCCACUUAUCCCCCAAGUCUGAGGCUCAACAUCCCACUGCGAAACGAACAUCUAACUCAUAGUCCUCUAUCUGAUGGAAGAUCCAAAACUAUGCUGACAACCACUCUGUUCAUAGAGAAAGAAUAUCAAACUGUGGAGUGCUAUGUCCAACACCGUGGUGGUCGCUCUGCAUUAGCAUCUAAAACCUUAACAUCACAAUGCUCCAUUUCAAGGCUUACUGUCAGCUCUGCAUCAUAUGAAUUUCUGGAGGGAGAUCCAAAUAAAGUAACCUGCACUGUUUCAUACACAUGCUAUCGAAAUAUUCCAACUCUGACAUGGAAUUAUGGUAAUAUGCCAGCCUCUUCUGAUACUAGCAAGUUAUCAAGGGGGGCUCAGUGGAGGACUGUCUCCACACUGACAUUUACAGCAUCAGCUAAUGAUGAUGGAAGAUCGCUGAUAUGCUAUGCACGUUUCCCUGGAGGUCAGACAAAAGAAGCAAGCAUCACUCUGCGGGAAACAUACUGA
Pelmatolapia mariae (spotted tilapia) is the source of this 1037-nucleotide messenger RNA. Its product is annotated as sialoadhesin-like. Lineage: Eukaryota; Metazoa; Chordata; Actinopteri; Cichliformes; Cichlidae. The record is from RefSeq and is a predicted model, not a curated record. The coding region runs from base 18 to 1037 and encodes 339 amino acids. The transcript has 5 exons.